Messenger RNA from Fundulus heteroclitus (mummichog), 4340 nucleotides. Its product is annotated as inositol hexakisphosphate kinase 1. Lineage: Eukaryota; Metazoa; Chordata; Actinopteri; Cyprinodontiformes; Fundulidae. The record is from RefSeq and is a predicted model, not a curated record. Gene Ontology annotation, biological process: phosphatidylinositol phosphate biosynthetic process; inositol phosphate biosynthetic process. The coding region runs from base 664 to 2223 and encodes 519 amino acids. Gene Ontology annotation, cellular component: cytoplasm; nucleus. Gene Ontology annotation, molecular function: inositol hexakisphosphate kinase activity. The transcript is spliced from 9 exons.
AACGCCAGAGUCGCCUUAAUGAACUGUAAAAUCUAAACAGUCUCCGUUAACCCUAACUGUAAAUGACGGUCGUUAAGGGGUUUGAGCACCGAGGAUCAAGAUCGAUGCGCUUCCCCGGCCCGCCUCGCCCGUCCUCGGUGACUUUCCCGGGAACGUCCAGCGUGCUCUCGGUGAUCCCGAAGGUGUGUUGUUAUUGUGACAGCUUGGUGCAAUCUAACCGGAGAGGCUGCGUAACGUCAAGCCGUGAUGCUAGCCGAGCCCCGCUAGCAUGCGAUGCUACUUAACGGCAAGCAGCGUCUGUGCAGCGGCAGUGUUUUUCCGGGCGAGCCAGAGGAUCAGAGCUGCGCUUAACGGGAGGUGGAGAUACGAGCGACGACGGUUUAAAACGAGUGAGCCGUGACCCGACUGACCGACACCCUGCGUCUCCUGCCGCUCCCCCGCUUCCGCUGCCCCACCCCCCGACCUCACCACGUCCCGGUUCUGUCGGCGGUGGAUUGGACUCUCGUUGGACGCUUUGUUAGGUGGUUGUUCGGUCUGGCGCCGCCUCCCCCUGGGGCCGGCGUGCGCUCCCAGCAGCCCGUGGUGCCCUGCGCCCCCCCCUCCCCGUCACUCCACACCAGAGCCCAUGUCCAGGGAGGAAGUGCGGUGCGUCCGCCAGGAGCCAUGUGCCUCCCUCAAACCAACAACAUGGACAGCAAGCAACAGGCGGCGGGGACCGGGGGAGGGGCUGUACCUAAACCACGAGAUGGAGGCGUUUCUCUGGAGCCCUUCAUACACCAGGUGGGGGGUCACACCAGCAUGAUGCGCUACGAUGACCACACCGUGUGCAAACCUCUGAUCAGCAGGGAGCAGCGCUUCUACGAGUCUCUGCCCCCCGAGAUGAAGGAGUUCACUCCCGAGUAUAAAGGCGUGGUUCUGGUGUGCUUCGAAGGCGACUCGGACGGCUACAUCAACCUGGUGGCGUACCCCUAUGUGGACAACAUGGAGGCCGUGACGGGGGAGCACGAGGAGCGGGACCCCCAGGAGAGGGAGCAGCCCAGGCGGAAGCACUCCCGCCGCAGCCUGCAUCGCUCCUCGUCCUCCGCCACCGAAAACAAGGAGGAGCGAGUGGACAGGAGGGAGGCGCACGACACCGACUCUUCUGACAAUGUCACAGAGCUGAAAAGUCCCAGGCUCGACCCAAAGAUCCUCUCCGACGUUCCCUUCCAGAUGCUGGACUGGAACAGCGGUCUGGCCUCGGAGAAGAUCAGCCAGAACCCCUGGGGCCUGGUGUGCCACAAGCAGCACCUCAGCCGCAUGAGAUCCGAAUCCAAGGACCGCAAACUCUUCAAGUUCCUGUUGCUGGAGAACGUCGUCCACCACUUCUCCUAUCCCUGCAUCCUGGACCUGAAGAUGGGCACCAGGCAGCACGGCGACGACGCCUCGGAGGAGAAGGCGGCCCGGCAGAUGAAGAAGUGCGAACAGAGCACGUCGGCCACGCUGGGAGUCAGAGUGUGUGGCAUGCAGGUGUACCAGCUGAGCACCGGUCACUACCUCUGCAGGAACAAGUACUACGGCCGCGGCCUGUCCAGCGACGGCUUCCGCCAGGCCCUCCACCAGUACCUGCACAACGGGAAGGGCCUGAGGCGGGACCUCUUCGAGCCCAUCCUGAACAAGCUGCGCAGCCUGAAGGUGGUCCUGGAGCGUCAGGCGUCCUACCGCUUCUACUCCUCCUCGCUGCUCAUCAUCUACGAGGGAAAGGAGCCUGAAGGCCCUUCGGCCCCCGGCCCUGGGCAGAGUGCAGCCAGGCCACAGAAGACCGCCGGGGCCCCCGCAGACCUCCACCCUCCUCCUCCUCCUCCUCCCCCCGAUGCUUCCAGCCAGAGCCCGGUUCUGGGCUCGCUGUCCUCUCAGGGACCUGAACGCACGGCCCCGGCUCCCCCCGCUCCUCAGACGCCGCCCACCAAGUCAGACUGCCGCUCCUCGGCCCCCCGUCCUCCGUCGCCUCGCAGGCGUCCAGAAUGUCCCCCCCCGGCCCCCGCUUUGAGCGCGCUCCCCGCGGCCCCGCCGGCGCCGCGGCGGCCCCCCCUGGUGGACGUGCGCAUGAUUGACUUUGCCCACUCCACCUUCAAGGGCUUCCGUGGCGACACGGCGGUGCACGACGGCCCCGACCGGGGCUACGUGUUCGGACUGGAGAGCCUGAUCCAGAUUCUGGAGAGUCUUCGAGACGAGAACCUGUCCUAGCUCCGGGGAGCGCGCACGCACCCGGGGUCCCGGGAGAUUCUGCGGCCCCAAACCGGACCCGGUUCUGUUUUAAAAAAAAGAAAAACUGCUCCCACUCUGAAAACCGGUCGGUCUUUACACACACACACCUCUUACUGUGAGUCAGUUCAGGUCUCCAGAACCGAGGCGGUAUCCGCAGCUCGGGUCUCUGCCGUCACGAGGACCUCGGUGGUUAUGAAGCAUUCCCUAAACGCCACCGUCACUCAUCGAUGCCUAACCACGGAGCGCCUCCCCUUCCAGGAGGCGUUUUACCCACUGUGACGUCAGCGCCGGCUUCACUCAACACAGAGCAGCUUCUUUCCUUCAGUCUGAGCAGAAACCGAGGAGUCCUGUUUCUGAGAACCUAUAAAAGAGUCUAAAAAGUGUUAGAAAUGCCAUUUUGCUGUCAUUACUAGGAGCCCGGGCUGUGAGGGGAACCACGAGGCUAAAGAAGGGAACCUAGUCCAGUAAGGGGGGGGCUUUUCUACGUUAAAGAAACUCACAGAAACUUUCCAGCUUCUACAGAUAAAAACGCCCGUCCUGCACCUCCUGCAGCGUGAAGCUCAAAGAGCAGAGAAACUACACGGGACGAGCUUCAGAAGACGACCACGCGGCCGUGGGCGGGGCCUCUCCGACCCGGCCAAUCAGCUCGAUCCUCUCCUUCGCCUCCUCACAGCAGCCGGUGGUUCUUACUUUAGGAGAUGUGCAGCGGAGACGGGAGUUGAAUCAUUUUUGUUUUAAAGGUUUGGGGGUUAAUCAGAAGAACGUACCUGUGGCCUGUUGUCCUGUGAAGGUCAUUUGUAACUUUUAGACGCAUAAAUGUCACUUUAAAGUCUGGUUCAGUGGUGUCCAGAUGAUGGUUCUGUUGUUAGCGGAUCUCACGAGAGGAGCCCGACGCGUUUUAGCCCCUGAUGCACUAAACCAGCUCGGUGUAGAUUUGCUCAGAUAUAAAAUAAAUAAAUAAAAAUAGGGAGGUUUUCAGUCUUUGUCUGAACUCCACACAGGAGAGGUUUCCAUCUCUGCUCUCUGAGCUGAGGAUCCGUCAGCAGCACCAGAACCAGGAGCGUUACAGGAACUCUGGUUGUUUCUUGGCUCAUAUGUUGCCUUUUUAUGGGAUUUGUUAACAGCGCCGAUUUAAAAACAACAGUAACACCACCCUCAGCUUUCAGGGCAGACAGAAUAACUUUAGAGUCAUAUUUUUCUGAUAGAUAUUAUAAAUAUAGUGAUUAAAAAAAUCACAAUAAUGGGAAAUGAGACCAAAAAAGAAAGAAUGAAAUUCCUUUUGACUACGUUUUGCUGGUGUUGAAUUAUCACCUAGCCCUGCCUCAAAAUGUAUAAAAAAAGUAUAUAUUUAUAUAGAAAUCCUGUACUUGUCAGCAGUAGUGGCAAUAAGGUGUCUGUGUCGUUAGCCAAUCAGAUUGGUCCAUCCGAGCUUCCUGUCCCUGAGGCUGAGGCGGUGCUGCCCCCUGCUGGACGGCACCAGCAACUCAGCCCCAGGGCCGGGAACCAAACAGAGCAAAUAUUCUAUUUUAUUUUUGGUUUAUCAAGGUGAUAAUUUAUUUUUUUAUUGUACCUUUGCCCACAGAGACGGGUCAGCGUUUGAUCUUUGAUCUUUAACAACCCCCCAGCCGCCGUUAAAACGUGUAAAAAAUGUAAAGAUGUUGGCAGAAGCAGUGUUGUUGGCCCUAACUCAGGUGUGUUGGUUCUGCUGCCUCAGCUCCAGAUUCCAGACGUCAGUCAGCUCACAGAGCUCUGGUCCUGGAGGGAAAACUGUUCUACGUUUCUCCGUCUGUCUGUGUGUGCGUGUGUGUGUGUGUUAGAAAAAGACACCGACGCCAUCUCUGAUUGUUGGUUUGUUUCACUCUGACAUCAACUAAAACAACAACCUGCAUGCUCAUGGAGAGUUUCUCCUGUUUAAGACCGAUUUCCUCGCCACCUCUAAACGCCCUCGUUACAGAUCCUCAUGGUUGUUGGCUUCAGAGAUUGAUGGGACUUUAUUUUAUUUUAUUUUUUUUGUUUGUUUUUUUUUGCAUCUGAUAUCAUCCUGGCUGUUUGUUAGAACAGUGAAAAUAAAUGAAAUUAAAUCUUUCCAGAAGUUA